Molecule: messenger RNA, 1790 nt
Organism: Hordeum vulgare subsp. vulgare (domesticated barley)
Lineage: Eukaryota; Viridiplantae; Streptophyta; Magnoliopsida; Poales; Poaceae
Product: UDP-glycosyltransferase CGT-like
Exons: 1
Coding region: 83-1546 (487 amino acids)
Molecular function (GO): UDP-glycosyltransferase activity
Source: RefSeq, a predicted model, not a curated record
UAUAGGACAGAGGCUUGCUCCAGAGACUCCACAAGGACACGCAGCGGAGCUACCUUGCAUCCGCCAAUGAUUACCUUGGCCGAUGCAGCACCAGACACUCGCCAGCUCUCUCGCACUCCUCACAAACCAAGCUAACUCGUCAAUGGCUCCCGUGGCGAAGCAGGGCGGAGGCGCACCGCACCUCGUCUUCAUCCCGAGCGCCGGCAUGGGCCACCUGCUCCCCUUCUCCCGCUUCAUCGGCGCCCUCGCCAGCGAGGGCGUCUUCGACAUCUCCGUCGUCACCGCCCUCCCGACGGUCUCGGAGGCCGAGGCCGAGCAGUUGGCCGCCCUCUUCGCCUCCUUCCCCGCCAUCCGGCGCAUCGACUUCAACCUCCUGCCGCUCGACGACGCCACCCUUGCCGGCACGGAUCCCUUCCUCCUGCGAUGGGAGUCCCUGCGCCGCUCCGCUCAUCUCCUCGGGCCGCUCAUCGCCGGCGCCACGCCACGCGCGUCGGCCAUCGUCACCGACGUCACUCUCGCUUCCCAGGUCAUCCCCAUAGCCAAGGACGAGCUGCAGCUCCCGUGCCACAUCCUCUUCAUCUCCUGCGCGACCAUGCUGUCAUUCCUCGCCUACUUCCCCACCUACCUCGACGAAACCAACACAGACCACCUCGCUGGUGACGUCCACGUCCCAGCCAUUGGACACAUCCCGGUGAAUUACCCCCCGCAGGUGCUGCGCAACCCCGACAGCCUCUUCACCAAGCAGUUCAUCACCAACGGCCGCGAGAUCACCGAGGCGGACGGCAUUCUCGUCAACACGUUCCACGCCUUGGAGCCAGAGGCACUCACCGCCCUGCGUGACGGCAAGGUCGUCCCCGGAUUCCCUCCGGUGUUCGCAGUCGGCCCGCUCAAGUCGACGACCACAGGUAAGGAGGAGGCGGCCUCUGCACCUAUUGCCUGGCUCGGAGAGCAGCCGGCGCGGUCGGUGGUGUACGUGGCCUUCGGCAACCGCAACGCGGCGGCGCUGGACCAGAUCCGCGAGAUCAGCGCCGGGCUGGAGGCGAGCGGCUGCCGGUUCCUGUGGGUGGUGAAGACGACGGUGGUGGACCGCGAUGACACCGCGGAGCUGAACGACGUGCUAGGCGACGGGUUCCUGGCGCGUGUGCAUGGGCGCGGCCUGGUGACCAAGGAGUGGGUGGACCAGGAGGCGGUCCUGAAGCACCCGGCCGUGGGUCUGUACCUGAGCCACUGCGGGUGGAACUCGGUGACGGAGUCGGCCGCGUACGGCGUGCCGAUGCUGGCAUGGCCGACGCUGGGCGACCAGCGCCUGAUCUCCACGGUGAUAAGGAGCGGCGGCUUCGGUCUGUGGGUGGAGCACUGGAGCUGGGACGGCGGGGAGGACUCGCUGGUCCGCGGCGCGGAGAUAGCGGAGAAGGUGAAGGAGGUGAUGGGCGACGAGGCGAUCUCGGCGAAGGCCAAGGAAAUCAGCCAGGCGGCGGCCAAGGCCGUCGCCGAAGGCGGGUCCAGCUACCGCAGCAUGCAGGAGUUCCUUGCCACGCUCAGCUGACUGCUCUCUGUUACCGAGAGCCGUUAAUGAACCUCAUGUUAUGUACUUACUACUUACUACGUGGUGUUGCUCUUUGUGUCGUCGUUUUUCGACCUACUGAAUCGGUCACUAUGCAUGCUGCUAUAAUCGUGGAUCAAUCAAGAAUAAAAAGGAGGUUGCUAAAUCUCCUUCGACUGAAGUCUUAAUCAAUGUUGUAUUCGUGAGAUCCUAUGUGAAAAUAUAUUCGUGUACAUUUUUUGCUUUA